GGACACUGAACAGUGCCGCUGAAGCUCUGCAGUCAAGCCAGCCAACACUCGGAUCUCCGUGGUCAAAUCAGCAGACACUAAAAGACCAGCUGAUUUUGUGAGCUCAGGGAAAAAAAACAAAAGCUGGAUGGUAAGGGGAAUCGAGUGAUGACGAAGAACAGGAACAUGUGACGGUGUGAGAGUUCAGACGGUGCUGGAAACUUUCAUCAGAGGAUUUGUGAAGCUCAGGAGGAAGGGAGGACGUACAUAAAAGACAACCACACCAACUCACUGUCUCUGAUCAUUUAUUCGUCAGCCAUUACAGAAGGUUAAAUAAUGGACCUGCCUCUGACCCUGCAUGUGCUCCUACUUCUCUGUUUUCUCAACAAUGCUGCUUGGGCAUGUCCGGAUGGGUGUAAAUGUCAAGGAACCAAAAUUGUCUGCAGUGGCCUCUCUGAGUUCCCCACAACUGUACCCUCUUCUACCAAUGCCAUGUACUUCUCCAAUUGCAGUAUCAACUUCCUGAAACCAGAGGACCUGACUGAUUUUUCUAUUUCCCUUAGCUCAUUUCUCAUUAAAGACACUGUUUUGAGGGAAGUGCGCCCUGGUACAUUUGAUAAUACUCCAAACCUAGUUAAUCUAAUCAUUAGUACUACCGAACUGCAUGAUCUCCCUGAGGCCUUGUUCGAAAAUCUUCAGAAGCUCGAGAGUCUGAAUCUGAAGAGCAACAAGCUCUCUGUACUCCACCCUAACUGGUUUUCCACAUUGACAGGGUUGAAAUUCCUUGACCUCAGUAAGAACCUUUACACAUCUGUACCUGUGGAAACAUUUCAUCCUCUUACUGAGCUUCAGUUCCUUUCGCUUUCUGGAAACAAUAUCAGUCAAUUACAGAGAGAGACUUUCAAGGGUCUUUCUAAGCUCAAAACCUUACGGCUUAACAAAAACUUGCUACAGGAACUCCCACUUGGCAGUUUGGAUGACCUUAAAGCCCUGGAGGAACUAUCGCUACAUGACAAUCUAAUUACUCAUUUUCACCAUGACCUGUUCUCAAAGACUUUGAAUCUCCGAAAACUGUUCCUCUCCCACAACAGGCUCACAUCUCUUCCACAAGGGAUCUUCUUAAACCUGCCCCUCCUUUCCCAGAUCUCCCUGUAUGAAAAUCAACUAGAGAGUCUGGGACCAGGAGUGUUUGGGCCCAUGGCCCUAAAGGAGUUGUGGCUGUAUGACAACAAGCUGAGCAGUUUGGAGGAUGACACAUUCAGGAACUUGACUCAGUUGCAUCUCCUGGUAAUCAGUCGCAACCAGAUCAGCUCUGUAUCCAAAAGGGCCUUUGGAGGGUUGGAGCAGCUGGAAGAGGUAUCCCUUCACACCAAUCUGCUCACAACCCUGCAAGCUGGGACUUUCCAAGGUCUUCCCAGUCUGGUAAAUAUUUCCUUGGAGCACAACAACAUCAGCUCCCUCCCUCUGGGUUUUCUCCAGGGCCUGAGCAGCCUGGGACAGAUAGACCUGCGAAAUAACUCCCUUCCCAACCUGCCACAAGAGAGUCUAGAUGCCCUUACUGCAUCAAAUGAAGUUCUCCUGCAGCAGAACCCCUGGAGGUGUGACAAAGAUAUUUUGCCACUUAGAGACUGGAUGUUACAGCACCCAUCUAAGACCAACCAAACUCUUGUGGUCUGUGAAACACCUUCCAGUCUGAACGGUGAGGUAAUUGUUCUGCUGGCAGAUGAGAACUUCCUGCCUUUCAGCUCGACAGAGCAGCCUGUGUUGACCUCAACAGAGAAGAGGAGGAAACCCCACACUCCACCAAUUAGUCGAGGCACUUCCUCACCUGCCGCCAAGACUACCCCCACCUCAGAGCACGCGGAGGUCACGAGCAGUGGACAAGGGGAGAAGGAAACAGUUUCAAAUGAUACUUCGGUCAUUCUCAUCGUCAUCGCAGUAGUGGCCACCGUCAUCAUUAGCACUGUGAUCAUCAGCUGUUUUUGCUGGAAGCGAAACAAGAGAGGCAAGGGAAAUAUAGCCGGCAGAAAUAAGAACUCUGUGCUGGGAAUAAGCAUGUCAAGAGGAGAAAUCAUUGUUCUUUGUCUGUUAUUACUUUUUGAGUCUUCAUUGUCUCAAAACCAACCAUGUGAAAAGGAGACAGACUGCCCCAAAGAAAACCAGGAUGUUUACAGUUCAUCUACGACGGAAAUCCCACGCUUACUGAGAUCAGGUGUGACAGAGGUUUUCUUUGUGGGUAGCCAGUUUAAAACAAUCCCCAAAGCAGCCUUUGUUGAAAACCCACAGCUCGAAAAGGUGGAGUUCAUGAACACCAAUACAACAUCUAUUGAGCCAGGAGCUUUUGAAGGUUUGAUAGACCUCAAGUACAUUGAGAUCUCCAGCACUCCAUUAACGUUGAUCCCAGUGGGAGUCUUUAAAGACCUCAGCAACCUGGAGAGGGUUGUACUAAAGCUAAACAAGCUCCGUAGUCUGCAGAAAGGCUUGUUUGAUGGCCUUGACAAAGUAAAAGAGCUCCUGUUACAUGCCAAUGAGAUUGAAUCAAUUGAAGACGGGACCUUUGAUGGUGUCAGGAACCUUAUAGUGCUUCAUUUAGCUAAAAACAAUCUCACCGCUGUAUCUUCAGACUGGUUCUCACACUUAAACAAGCUGCAGACACUACGGCUUUACGAGAAUCAACUGACCACCAUUCCCGAUGAGAUUUUUCAGAAUUUGCCAAACUUGAAGGAAAUUGGCUUGCAGGGAAACCAAAUAACAGAAUUGUCCCCCAAUCUAUUUCCCCAUAAAGACAAGCUAAGUAAGCUGCUUUUGGAUAGUAACCUUCUGACUGGUUUACCGCAAGGAUUCUUCGUUGGCUUCCCUCAGCUCAAAACACUGACCCUACACAAAAAUAAACUGACCAGUCUACCACCUGUGCUUUUUGGAGAAAUGCCUAAAAUGACAGACUUAAGCCUCAGUCAAAAUAAUCUCAGCACUCUUCCUAAAGAAAUAUUCAGUCCUCUAAAGAAACUCAAGAAGUUAGAUCUGUCUAAAAAUCACUUUGUCACCUUGUUUGCUGAGUACUUUGAAGGCCUUGAGAAGCUAACUGAGCUGAAUCUACUGAACAACAAGAUAAAUGUGUUGGACGCGGAUGUGUUUGAAAAGCUACAAUCACUGAUGACACUCAAGCUGGCUCACAACAACCUCCAGAUGCUUCCUGGUGACAUUUUUGAGCCUUUAACGAAACUGAAAAAACUUUACCUCAAUGACAACCCUUGGCGCUGUGACUGUAAUCUGAUACAUCUUCAUCUCUGGAUGAAGGCAAACUCUGACAAGAUUGUGUCUCCGGUUGUCUGUGAGUAUCCAGACGCUCUAAAAGGACAGGAAAUCAAAUCGUUAACAGAGGAUCAAUUUAUUUGCCCCACCCUUCGCCCCACAACCACAAUUCUCACAACUACAACAACCAUCACCCCCACUACUAAAUUCCCAACCACAGAACUAACCACCACCGUCCUUUCUACCAUAACACCAACAACCAUUAUGCUAACUACAACCACCCCUGUCUCCACCACACCACAGGCCACAACUACAACAAUACCAACUACUGUUCUGCAAACAACCACAACUACUCUAACAACAACCACACUGAAAACAACCACACCCACAACCACUGUAACAACAACCACACCCACAACUACUCUUACAACAUCCACAACUACUUUUACAACAACCACACCCAGAACAACUGCACCAACAACCACUAUGACCACAACUACACCUUCAACAAGUAUACCUUACACAACUUUGCCCACAACCACCACACUCAUGACUACCCAAGCAACCAUUCCCCAAACGACGGCGGCUCCUCCACAAACUACUCCAGUGAUCUUUACCUGUCCUAUGGAGCCGGUCACUCAGGAGCCAUUGCCUUCCUUCACAUAUCAGUAUAGAAACAAAGUUCAGGGGUGCAAAUCUCAGAUGAUGAUCUACACCGCGCUGCUGUUGGUGGAGAUCACCUGCACACUGGUGCUGGCUAAGUUCACGCUGUCUCUUUACUGUCUGCUGCAGGGCAGAGAGAGGAUUUACCAGAGAGUCAAACUCACACGCUUCUCCUACAGGAAAGAGGUCAUCCUAAGGCCUCUAAAAGAGGCAGAGACUGAAAGACUUUAAACAACAACAGCACUUUAGCCAUUUGAUCUUCCAAAGCAUCCCUAGGUAAGAUGUUAAACCCCCCUAUUUGCUUGUAUAAAAGCUAACAUGUAAUAUUAGCAGCUAUAAUCAAUAUUCUUUUGUUAACAAUGUCUAUUUCUCUAUUUGCAGCUAUUCUCAGCAUUAUGGAGCUUUAUAGUGUGUUUCACUCAUUGUUUAGCUGUCCAACAGGAUUAAAUACAUACAUACAAGAUCUGAAAUUGUAAACGUCAAAGGAGCUAUACAUGAACUAAAACUGUGCUUUAACCUGCAUUAACUGAUUUUCUAGCUAACUGGAGGCAGUACAAAUGAGCUGUGAGCACAUUGACAUAUUAUCACCUUAAGGUAUGACAUUGAUGCAAACUUGUCAGCAAACAAUUGUCUAUUUACACAUCCUGCAGAUACAGAGGUAGAAUGUUAUUUAUUUGGAGAUUGUGUUUCUUGCUACAUGAUGAAUAUAAGGCCAAUAUUUA
Messenger RNA from Etheostoma spectabile (orangethroat darter), 4616 nucleotides. It is a transcript of the gene lrrc15, whose product is annotated as leucine rich repeat containing 15. The transcript is spliced from 5 exons. Gene Ontology annotation, cellular component: plasma membrane. Gene Ontology annotation, molecular function: protein binding. Bases 316 to 4125 code for a protein of 1269 amino acids. The record is from RefSeq and is a predicted model, not a curated record. Lineage: Eukaryota; Metazoa; Chordata; Actinopteri; Perciformes; Percidae.